AUGGCGUCGGGGGUGCGGUGGGAGGAGGCGAAGGAGGACGUGCGGCCGUUGAACGAGAUGCCGCACGACAUGGCGAAGCAGAUCCUCACGAUCGCACGCGAAGAGAUUCUCCAUGGCCGCGAUGCUCUCCGAAGUUUGGAUGGACUUGCUGAAGAGCAGGGGAUGGAUGUAGACAGGCUGUGUGCAAUCACUGAUGCCAUCGUCUUCAUCGUCAUGGAAGCGGCGAAGUGCAAGAUGAGCGAGCAGGAGUUUCUCAACGUUGUGAGCGGGGUGGGGGUGGAGGAGAGGCUGCAAGAAGAGUUCAGCAGGGUGUAUGGAGAGGUCGUCGACUACUCGCGGGAGAUAUCCUUCAGGCUGCAGCAUGAACUCCCUUCCCUCUCCAGCAUGCAAUGGCGACUCGACGUUCAACUUGGAAGCAGAUGCCUGCAAGGACAAUGCUCGCCGUCGUUGAUGAUGAAGUUCGGGGUUGCGAAAGGGAAGGAGACCACAGAGCACCUCGUGCAGGCUGAAAUCUGUGACGUGCAAAAGAUUUGCGAUGAGAUACAGUCUGCGCUGCAAGAAGCCAAGUCAAAUCAUGCGAGAAAAGUAACGAGAUUGCUUAAAUGA
Molecule: messenger RNA, 606 nt
Organism: Guillardia theta CCMP2712
Lineage: Eukaryota; Cryptophyceae; Pyrenomonadales; Geminigeraceae
Exons: 4
Coding region: 1-606 (201 amino acids)
Source: RefSeq, a predicted model, not a curated record